AUGACGACCCUCUUAGGAUUGGCAUCCUGUAUUGGAGGUCUGAUAACUUAUAUUCAUAAGACAUAUUUCAACCCAACACCUAUAAUCCACCAUGGCGGAUACAAGUGCAUAAAACUUCUAGCUUGUUUCUCUAUCCCUGUCACUCUACUCCGGUGGGAUGACUACUCGACACGACCGGUGAGGUUUAAGGCGCAGUAUCGACGGCUUUACGUGCUCUCCGAAGCAGGGAGUGUGAAACACCGCCAUCUUCCCAACACCGGGCUGGUACUGAGGCUUACUAAACUAAAAGACUCAAUAACUAAAUUUGGCCCGACCCGGGAUUCGAACCCAGGGUCUCCAGAUGUGCAGUCGUACAUGAUAGCCACUACACCACCUACGCAGUUAUUAGUAGUGCCUAUUUUAUCAGACGAGAUGAGACAAUCAACAGUUUUACUGCUUCUGGCAGUAUUUAUUGCCUACACACACUCUGCACCGCAAUUCAUAUCCUUCAAUGAUGGAAAAUUAGGAGUAAAUUUUGGAGGCUAUCAUGCUGGUGUCGGUAUUGGUGGUCUGCUAGGUGGAAGUGGCGGCGCUGGAGGUUUAUAUGCUGAAGCUGGAACUCCUCAUGGCCAGUCAGCAAGAGCUGGUCUUGGAGGAGGAGUGAGUGAAAAUGGAGGCGCAGCUGGUGGCCUUUAUGCAGGCGCUACAGCAGGCGGUAAAAUUAAGGCAUCAGCAGGUCUAGCUGGAGGAGUGGGCGCUGAACAUUCCGGUGGAGUUGGAUACGCUUCAGCUCAAGCUGGAAAUAAUUACGCUGCAACUGGAAUGGGAGGCGAAUCUUCUUUAGGAGGUUCUUCAGAAUUUUCCUUCACUGGAACAAAAAAUAUUGUUAUCCCAGUGCAUUCCGUUGAAGUAAAACCAACAGAGAAAAAGAUACAUGCUGAGUUUAAUGUUGAUGCUUUUAAUGAAGUUCAGCCCUUAGCCAGGGCACCAAAGGUAGAAACAGAAGUAAAAACUCAUAUAGAAAAGAAAAUUGUACAUGAAAAUGUACAACCAGUUGUGGUAAAAGAAGUAUACGUACAACCCCAAACGAAAGUUGUUGAGAAAGAAGUUAUUCGCACACACUAUAAGCCAAGAAGGCAUCAUUUCCGCAAAACAGCUUUUGUAGGUGGGUAUGUCGGAGGACAGGGUGAUAUCGGAGCACCUGUAGUAUACAAAACUGUUGAGCCACAGAUCGAGAAAAGGAUAGAUGUGGCAGCUUCGUCAUCUGUGAAUGCUGGUGCAGGUGCAGCAGUAGAAGGACACGUAAAUGGUGGAGUCAACUCAGGUCAUGUCUACACUAAACAUGUGACCUAUCAAAAAAGUCCUAGUUUCUUCGAAGAUAUAUUUAACAUUCCGAUAUCGACAUUGAAAGCGGUGGGUAGUUUUCUAGGAAAUACAGCUGCAAAUACAAAUAUAUCAGUACAAAAAAGUGCAACCGUUCAAGCAGAAUCAGAAUCAAAAUCAUUAAAACACGAUCCUUCCUCAUCAUCAGUAUCAUCAUCCGCUCAUGUUUCAGUCGAAACACCGACUGCUUCAAAAUUCAUUGAAGAUAUAUUCGCUAUACCAAUUAAUACUCUGGGAGCAGUAAAUCAAUUUCUACAAAACAAUGUAGGAAGGAAAACUGUACAGGUAGGUGGAGACGGGAGUAUUGACGAAGGAAGAGUGAGGCGUGGACCUCAUGGGAGACGAAGAGCUCACAAACACGUAGUUGUUGUUGAAGAAGAAACACCAGCAGAAAAAGAAAUA
Messenger RNA from Brenthis ino (lesser marbled fritillary), 1764 nucleotides. Lineage: Eukaryota; Metazoa; Arthropoda; Insecta; Lepidoptera; Nymphalidae. The record is from the annotation of a GenBank genome assembly.